Molecule: messenger RNA, 686 nt
Organism: Amphibalanus amphitrite
Lineage: Eukaryota; Metazoa; Arthropoda; Thecostraca; Balanomorpha; Balanidae
Product: keratin-associated protein 19-2-like
Exons: 2
Coding region: 84-392 (102 amino acids)
Source: RefSeq, a predicted model, not a curated record
UAAAUCGACACCGCGGCCCCCACUAUUCAUUCCGCUAUUACCGCCUGCAUCCAGCGCAGCUCCAGGCCUCCACUUGCCAAGCCAUGAAGCUGGUCAUCCUCUUCGCCCUGGUGGCUGUUGCCGCUGCCAGCUACCUUCCCUAUCAUGGCAGCAGCUACUACUACAGGCAGCCCUACUACUACGGCAGCAACUACUACUCCCCCUAUGGACGACCCUACGGAGGUUUGGCCAUCGGCGCUGGCUUCAAUAACAUCGGCUUCGGCUUGGCCCAGGGUGUCGGCGGCUACGGCUACGGCCGUAACUUCGGCCGCCUCGGCGCUCUCGCCUUUGGCGGCGGUUUCAACCGCCUUGGAGGGGGAUACGGGGGCUGCUUCUACGGAAUCUGCCACUAGAUAUCUCGGCAACCGAGAGCGCGUUCUACAAGACUGAAGACAGUGCAGAGCACAGCUGACCAGCAUGCCAGCUUCUACCCACCCCUGCGAUGGGGCUUAUCCAUCCAAAAGUUGUCCAGUCACUAUAUGUUUUAUGUCUUUCGUGUCUUUAAUGUGUGUGUGUGUGGGGGGGGGGGGGGUUGUGCGUGUGGUGUGUGUGCAUGAAGAGUGUGUGCCUCUGAGUGCUGUUGACUGUGCCGUCUAUCAAUACAUCUACAGCAAUCACACGCGCCAAAAAUUGUUUUGUGAAGCACG